AUGGCUACCUCACCUAGCGGCCUGCGCGCUGGGCCUGGGCCUGGACCUGGACCCUUGGGGCGCUGGGUCCUAACCUACUGCGUGGUCCUGAUGUUGCUGCCUUCGCCGCCAAACUUAGUUUGUGGCAAGCCCUGGUGGCCAGAAAACAUGAAUGAGAUCCAACAUUGGCCCUGGGAGGUAAGCCUCCGGACAGAGAAUGAGCACGUGUGUGGAGGUUCCCUCAUUGAUUUCAGCUGGGUGGUGUCUGCUGCUCACUGCAUCCAAGGCUCCAAAGAAUACUCAGUGAUGCUUGGCACCACCAAGCUACAGCCCAAGAGCUCCACUGGGGCCCUGAUGAUUCCUGUGACUGACAUCAUUGUGCACCCCAAUUACUGGGGCGGGACUUUCAUCAGAAAUGAUGUCGCCCUUCUCCGUCUUCAAACUCCUGUUACUUUCAGCAAGUACGUGAAGCCCAUCUGUCUCCCAGAGCCCGGCUUCAACUUGAAGAUUGGGACUCAGUGCUGGGUGACUGGCUGGAGCCAGGCUAAACAGCGCUCCUUGGCCAACUGGACGCUGACCCCAGAGCUGCAGGAGGCUGAGGUGUUCAUCAUGGACAAUAAAAGGUGUGACCAGAUUUACCACAAGAAGUCCCUCUAUCCUCGAAUUGUGCCCCUUGUCCGGGAGAACAUGAUCUGUGCCACGAAUUAUGGAGAGAACUUGUGCUAUGGGGACUCUGGUGGUCCACUGUCUUGUGAAGUUGAAGGCAGAUGGAUUCUGGCUGGGGUGUUGUCAUGGGAGAAAGCCUGCAUCAAACCAUGGAAUCCAGGCGUGUACACUCGCCUCACCAAGUAUUCCAGAUGGAUCAAGAAGCAAGUGAACCAUGGGGCAUUGUCAGGGCCCUGCAGCUCCUACUGGCUCCUAUUCCUGACCUGGCUGCUGCAACUCCCAGUGGGCCAGUGACUUCUCCACCCUUUCCUCUUCUUGCUUUGCCUCUACUCAAUGGUACCAGAUGAAUGA
Molecule: messenger RNA, 996 nt
Organism: Nannospalax galili (Upper Galilee mountains blind mole rat)
Lineage: Eukaryota; Metazoa; Chordata; Mammalia; Rodentia; Spalacidae
Gene: Prss45
Product: serine protease 45, pseudogene
Exons: 5
Biological process (GO): proteolysis
Molecular function (GO): serine-type endopeptidase activity
Source: RefSeq, a predicted model, not a curated record